Molecule: messenger RNA, 942 nt
Organism: Trametes versicolor FP-101664 SS1
Lineage: Eukaryota; Fungi; Basidiomycota; Agaricomycetes; Polyporales; Polyporaceae
Exons: 3
Coding region: 8-844 (278 amino acids)
Source: RefSeq, a predicted model, not a curated record
UCACAAGAUGCACGCGUUCGUCCUUGGCGGGUCAAAGAACAUCGGCUACUAUGCCUCCGUCCGGCUCCUCGAGCAGGGCGCGUCGAUCACCUUCCUCCUCCGCAACACGUCUGUGUUCGACGAAGACGCGAAGCUCCAGUCCUACAUCAAGGACGGCAAGGUGCGCCUCGUCAAGGGCGACGGCACCAACCUCGAAGAUGUCCAGAAAGGCUGGGAAGCCGCGCUCGAGCACGGCAACGGCACUCUCGACCUCGUUCUCUUCAGCAUCGGCGGCCUGCCCAACCUGAGUCUCAAGAAAGGCAUCGUACUCGCCACGCCCGACCUCUGCACGCGCUCGCUCCUCAACCUGUUCCGCACCAUCCCCGCAUCCCUCCGCGCGCCCUCCGCCCAGCCGCGCCUCGUCGCCAUCACCUCGCGCGGCAUCACGCCCACCUCGCACGCCACGCUCCCCGCCGCCCUCCGCGCAUUCUACAGCCUCGCGCUCGGCGCGCCGCACGACGACAAGUACGGCGCCGAGCGCGUGCUCGCGCACUGCAUGGGGGUGCCCUGGACGCAGCCCGCCGUCAAGCCCGCGAUUCUCCCCACGGGAUGGGAGGCGCUCCCCGGUCUCCCUGCGGAGGGCGGGUACCGGCGGGUGCUGAUCGUGCGCCCGUCGCUGCUGACGGACGGCGAGUGCCUCGGGGACCGGGGCCCGAAGAAGGGCAAGGCGCCAUACAAGGCCGUCGCGGGCGAGGUCGAUGGUGGAUACACGGUCUCGCGGCGCGACAUCGCGCACUUCAUCGUUCAGGAGGCCCUCCCGCAUUGGGACCAGUGGGAGGGCAAGGGGGCGUGCGUGGUAUACUGAGCGACGAACCACGAUGAUGUUCUGUUUCUAAGGUAUAAUGAUACUAAUGUAUGAUCGCAUGUAUACCCAAGAUCACCAUUCCCAUAUUUAAUGAGGGC